AUGGGAAUCCUUAAGGCUUUGAUAUCACUGAAUAUUUCAAGGAAUAAUUUAACUAUAGAAAUGCUUGGUUCCCUGGGGGAAAUUCAAGAAUUGGAAUCACUCGACCUCUCCCAUAAUUUAUUAAUUGGGUCCAUCCCAGAUAGCCUAGGAAAUCUCAACAUGCUGGGCUAUUUAGACCUGUCGCACAAUAACAUGUCAGGCAGGAUUCCGCAAGUUAGACUUUUGGACACAUUUAGUGGCCUAUCCUGUGUGGGCAAUGCCGACCUAUGUGGGGAUCCCUUAAAUAUCAGUUGUGGGACAAGUGCACCUCCAUUACAGCUACCAGACGAGGUGGACGCAGAAAGGGAGUACAAUACAUGGUGGGUUGUGACAGUAGGGCUAUGUUAUGGAUUGGGAGUUGCUCUGGUUGUUGGGUUUUUCUCUUUUGACAGAGAACGGAGGAGAUGGUGCCAAUUUAGAAUUUGCGGAAAAUUAUGUAACGUAUUGCCGUCUUCCCAAAUAGUGCAAAUUCCAACAGAUGGGACAAUUUUCAACUUUGAAAAAAAAAUUAUUCUAAAUUGCCGUGCAGGUAAAUUUAGAGUGCCACGUGCAGUCAUGGGUGGACGGAACCGACUGCUGCCGGUGGCCAUAGGCAUCGCCUGCAACACAACCACCGGUCUCGUAACCAGCGUAGAUCUCAGCGGCGACUGGCAUCUCAACGGAACCGCAAACAUGGCCACCAUCUCAAACCUCAGCAACCUAGAGCACCUCGACUUGAGCUGGAACGACUUUGACAGUGCAGUUAUAAUCCCCAAAAUCGGACGACUCACAAAUUUGGCCUAUCUUGAUCUUUCCACCGCGGGUUUUAGCGGCAAGAUACCGGCGGAGCUGGGAAAUUUGACGCGCUUAACGACUCUGCAUCUUUCCAAUAAUUAUCGCCCGUCUGGCUCAUACACUGAGGUGAGAGGCUUUCUAAAGAUAGACAAUGUAAAUUGGCUGCGCAGACUGGCGGUGCUGAGGUCGCUGUUUUUAGAUGGUGUGCAUUUGUCCGGAGCUAAGAAAGAGUGGGGACCUGCUGUAUCGUCUCUCAGACAGCUUGCCCGGCUUUCCAUGGUUCAAUGCGAUUUGUUUCCAUUCUUGCCCGCCGAGUCCAACAGCUUGAGAAAUCUGUCACCCUCGCUCCAAUAUCUCGAUCCCAGCGGCAAUGGGGACAGGAAAUUCACUGCACAAUUCCCGACGUGGUUGAAGAACUUCACGGCACUGAGAACGCUAGAUCUCAGCAGCUGCGCGCUUUCUGGUAACAUUUUUCCGAUUCAGAAUCUUCAACUUCGAAAGCUCGAAUUGUUUUCCAACAAUUUAAGCGGGGAUGUUUCUUUUAUUUUCUCUAAUCAGUCGAUUUUCUCUUGGUUGUCGCUCCCGGAUAACGGCUUUGGAGGCACGAUUCCUGUAAAUAUAUCUCCGCCUUCUUUGACCCACCUGGAUCUCUCCGGCAAUAAUUUGGGAGGCUCAGUGCCUGAAACGAUUGCAAGGCUGGUGAAGCUCCAAGAUCUUAUUCUAGGGUAUAACAAUUUCAGUGGACAAAUACCCAUUUCGUUGUCCCAAUUGUUAUCUCUUACUUUUCUCGAUCUGGGUAUGAACCGAUUCAGCGGCGGCAUACCAAGCAAUUUGGGAGAUCUACCAAAUCUGAAGUACUUAGAGCUCAGCCAAAAUCAGCUCAAUGGCAGCAUCCCGCCCAGUUUUGGGCGCCUUUCUGGGCUGAAGCAUCUAAAUCUGUCAUAUAAUAAGCUUACAGAAGCUGUCAAGCUUGAAGCUUUUGAAAAUCUCACUGGAUUGCAGUUUUUUGCUUUGUCUAGGAACAAACUCACUUUAAAUUUCAGCUCUGUUUGGAAUCCAAGUUUUCGACUUCGGGAUCUGCGGUUGUCUGGGUGUGAUAUCAAAGGGGCAAUUCCACCAUUUCUUUCCCAGCAGUUGGAUUUGCAGGACAUGGAUUUAUCAAACAACAAUCUCACUGGGAAUAUUCCUUCUGGGCUAUGGGAGCUUCCCACGCUUGGAGAAUUGAAUCUUUCAGGCAAUCAUCUUGAAGGCUAUCUUCCUGGUUACUUGUUUGCCAAGCGAGAGGAAGGUUAUCUUCCAGUGAACAAUCUCAGCAGAGUUUUUUCAUCUUUCAUCUGCAGCUCAUUCAUACAAUUCCUGGAUCUGCCCAGCAACAAGCUAUCGGGGAGCCUCCCUUCAUGUCUGACAAAUUGCUCCAAUUUGGGAGUUCUCAACAUUACAAGCAACGAUUUUGAGGGAGAAAUUCCUCAAGGCAUAGGAAAUAUCACCUCCUUGGAAGUCCUCCAUAUGAAUGAAAACGGGCUCAACAGAUCCCUUCCCUCCUCUCUGAGGCACUGCAAGAAGUUAAAAAUUCUAGAUCUGGGAAACAACAGGAUUGAAGGGAAAAUCCCUCACUGGAUUAAAGACCUUCAACAGUUCCGCAUACUCAAUUUAAGGUCUAAUAAGCUGAGAGGCAUGAUACCUUCAGAGAUACUCCAGCUGCAAAAUCUUCAGAUCCUUGAUCUCUCAAAGAACGAUUUAACUGGCGAACUUCCUACCAACUUCUCUGGCUUGGCGCAGACAAUGAUAAAUCAAAGCACCCAUGCCUAUCUGAUAGGAUACAGAUACUAUAUAGCCAAUUUAUUCUUUGAGAAUGCAAUAGAUUUGUUUAACAAGGCCAACAACUGCAAUAACCAGUUAUCAGACAAGAUUCCAGAGGAGCUGGGAGUCCUCAAGGCUUUGAUACCACUGAAUAUUUCAAGGAAUAAUUUUACAGGAGAAAUGCCCGGUACCAUAGGGGAUAUGCAGGAUUUCGAAUCGCUAGACUUUUCCCACAAUUUAUUAAUUGAGCCUAUCCCAGAUAGCCUGGGAAACCUCAACACGCUGAGCUAUUUAGACCUGUCCGACAAUAACUUGUCUGGCAGGAUUCCGCAGGUUAGACAUCUGGACACAUCUGGUGGCCUCUCUUAUGUGGGCAAUGCCGGCCUGUGUGGAGCUCAUUUAAAUAUCAGCUGUGGAACAAGUGCACCUCCACUAGAGCCACCGGAGGAGGUGGAGGCUGAAGUGGAGGACAAUACAUGGUGGGCUAUAACAGUAGGGCUAUGUUAUGGACUUGGAGUAGCUCUGAUUGUUGUGGUUCUAUCUUCUGACAGUGAGAGGAGGCGGCUCUAUUUUCAAUUCCUGGAUGAACUCAUCCGUAGGUUGGCCCAUUUUGUAUCAGCUGAGCUUAGCGUAAAAAAAAGCGUUGGUGGACCUAACUGUUCUAUCAUUGUUGUAAUAUCUCUACAGGAUUUUCUCCAAAGUGUGCAUGUUCCGGGCAAGGAGGAAGGUCAACCGCGGGCCAAUGGCCGCCUGCCACAUGGUGGACGCGGGGCUGUCAGUUUUGGUGGUCGCCGGAGAGUAGGGAGCGGCCGGAGCCGAGGGGGUCGGUCGGUGGGCCGGGAGUCGAGGCUGCCGGUGGAGGUGGCUGAGGGGGCCGGCGGAAGCGAGCGGCGGCUGCGACGUGCAGAGCCGGGAGGAUGGGACGGCUGGCAGCAAUGA
This is a messenger RNA of Cryptomeria japonica (Japanese cedar), 3552 nucleotides long. RefSeq names its product receptor-like protein 42. The record is from RefSeq and is a predicted model, not a curated record. NCBI's taxonomy places the organism in Eukaryota, Viridiplantae, Streptophyta, Pinopsida, Cupressales, Cupressaceae. The transcript is spliced from 7 exons. Gene Ontology annotation, molecular function: protein binding. Bases 1 to 3552 code for a protein of 1183 amino acids. Gene Ontology annotation, cellular component: plasma membrane.